AAAUAAGGUACACGUAACACAUUGAAUGACCCAUGAUUUACGAGAUAAAUGCCCAUAGAAUAUUUAUAAACAAUGAAUGAAUUAUCUAGAAAACAACGCGACCUUUGGAGUGUGAACUUGGGGAAGCCGAAGCGUGCAAAACGGCGUGGGUAGAACGGUAAGCAGUGACAAUCAGCAUGGCUGUUUUAGGGGCCCAGCUGGUAUUUAGCCUUAUCAUCUUCAGCUUCCUGCAGAAGUUGUCCCCCUACCUGUCCCUGGGGCGAUGGCUGUUGGUUGGCAGAUUGGUCAGAUACCUACACCCCAGUGAGGAGGAGCUGAGGCGCGCAGCAGGGACACCCAGUAACUACCAGGGGAGAGGCAAGGGGAGAAAAGGAGACAAGAAGAACCACAAAGACUCUACGGACAAUAAUUUUACGGUCCCCCGUACAAUUGACAUCGCUCUGGACACUGCCCCAGUGGAGGCAGUUGACCUACUCCAGCUCAGAUUCUACCCAGACUAUCAAUGGCUUGUGGACUUCUCUUUGUCUGCGGGUGUGGUCUACUUCCUCACAGAAGUCUACUACACCAUAGGUCCCAGGUCAGAGUUCAACAUCAGCAUGCUUUGGUGCAUGCUGGCCAUUGGAUUCGCCCUGAGAGUGUUGAUGGCUCAGACAGCCAUGUACUUCAGGCUCGAGAACGGAGGAGAGAAGAUUCUGUGCGUGACUUUCGGUUUCUUUUUUCUGGUGGCAGCCAUGGGAGUUCUAGUCGUGGAUGAGUCCAUACUCGAAUUCGGUUUGGAGGAGGGUUAUGAGAACUUUUCCACAGGUGCUAAAAGUUUCCUAAAACAGCAGGAUGUGGACUACCAGGGGCCUGUGAGUUUCCUGACUUUCAAGAUUAUUCUUUCCUUUGUUUGUGCUAUUUUAGGAGCCUUGUUAACAUUUCCAGGACUUCGGUAUGGGAAACUACACAUUGAUGCUUUAAAAUAUGCAAGAGAAAGUAGAUUCAAACAACUACUCUUGCAGCUGAACUUCAUCUUGCCACUAGUGAUUAUUUUAUUGUGGAUCAAACCCAUUGGACGCACCAUGUUAUGUGGAAAACACUGGCGAGCUACAUACAAACACUUACAAGAAUCUCAAUUUGACAUUCUCCGAUUACUGUUGAUUGCCGCUAUGUUCUUGUUAAGACUCUGCUUAAUGCCGACCCACCUUCAAGCCCACCUCAACACUGCCUAUGAAAAAGUGGAGAACUUGAAGAAGGAGAGUGGCAGAAUUAGUGGAGUGGAAUUCCAGAAACUGGUGGCCAGGAUAUUUUACUAUCUGUGUGUGGUGACUUUGCAAUAUCUGACCCCUCUCAUUCUUCUGCUGUUUCUUAUGUUCCUUCAGAAGACUCUUGGCGAGUACUCCUGGUCAUCCGUUCUGGGAAAAGACAUGGAGGAUUAUUUUGCCUCUUUCAGCCAAAACUCAACUCAGGCUUCCGAAGGUGCUGGCAUUUCUAGUAGUUUGAACUCGACCACUCUCGAGUCGAUCGGCGAGACGGCUGCCCAGUUUUCCUUGACCUUUGUGAACUUGAGGCAGGUGUUCUCGGCUCAGUGGUAUCGCGGCUUGCUGUCCUUUGUGACGUGGUGGGUGUGUGCCUCCUGGUUUACCACCUCUGCUUUUGGAAUGUACUACCACUCUAAUGUAGGAUCAACAUAGGUGUAGGAUCAACAUAGGGUGUAGGAUGUAGGACAAAACUCGGAUUAAGUCCACAGGAGUGCCAUUUGUGUUGAGAAAAUAAGUCUGACCUUUGAUGCAAUAUCUGGUUCAUUUAAUUUUGUGCAAAAUAUAUUUGUAGGAUGUUUGAAACUUUCAUACAAUAUGGAGUGAAAAAAGUCAUAUCAUUUGAUAUAUUUUGUAUAAAGUAUGUGUCAUAUUAUUGAUUAUUUCUUUUUUAAACAUUUAACUGUUUUAAUGUUUUUGACGUAUAAAUUAGGAGUUCCAAGUAAAAAAAAAAAAAUGAGAGAUUUAAUCUACUGAGUACUGACUGGUUGUAAUAUGGUUUUAAUUAAAUCCUUGAAAAGGAAACAUAUUGUGGUAAGUCUGUAAGUUUGUCACUGUGCAUUUCUGUUGACAAUUUUGGCUUUGGAUAAAGACCACCUCAAGUGAAGGACCAGUGCAAAAAUAUAUUGAGGUUAAUACAUGGGCGAGGCCAUGAUGAAUUUUUUUUACAUGUUGAUUAGCAAUAAUGAAUAUUAAAGUAAACAAUUAAAUAUUUCUUGGCUUAAUCAUGAUUUUGCUUUGUAUAUCAUGUAUAUGGUUUAUAGACAACUUGCAUAUAUUAUGACAAUUUGUCGAUUGAUUUUAAGCAUUGCAACUACACAAGCCAUAUUAAACAGAGUUGUUUGAUGCUGUGUAGAGAGAAUAUGUAUUGAUUGAUAAGGCCAAAAAAAAAUUCUUGUUUCCUGUCCCCCGACCAAAAAAAAUUAGGGAAGGAAGGAAAAAAAAAUAUUUUAAGAAUUUUUUUUUUAUAAAUUUGGAGCAUGUGUGUAAUAAUGAGAAAAAUGAGAAUAUUCACAGUUUAUGAUACGUUAAUGAAGAUUUAAAAUUUCCAAAUGUCUUUGUGUUAUUGAUAGAUGUAAUGUAUAUCAUUAGUCAACAACAGGCAGUGAAUUUUUUUUUUCAAUGAAAAAUAAAAACCUAUUUUAGUUGCAAAAUUUAAUCUACGUGUAUGAAUGUAUUAAUGCCUUUUAUGAAUAAAUAUUUCUUUAUUGUGAUAGCUUAAUGACAAUAUUUAUUAAAUCAGUCUCUGUACUUCUGUGUAUUUGGGGUAUUAGUCCAACCCUUUGACCCACUUAAUACCGUAUGCUGUUUAGUUCACAAGAUAAUGUAAAAAAAACAGUUUUAUGGUAAUAUUAACAUUUAUUGCGGAGUGAUUAACCAAGAGCAGGUUAUUAACUGUCUAAUAUCAGGAUUUAACAAAAGUAAUAAUUUAAACAUCGGUUUUGUUGUGUGCAGUUGCAUCACCCGUAUUUAUAACCCCAGAAGAUAAGAUUUUGCCAGUUUUUAACCGUAUGACGAUAUAUUUUCUGCAGUAAAGAUGUCUGUAGAUAGGUUACUCUCAUUCUGUUGCAAAUGAGGUUAAUUUAGUUACCGUUCACCAUUAUGAUCUAAAAAAAAAUAACUUAGGGUCGGAGGGUAUAAGAUAGGGUCGGUCGGGAGACAGGAAACAGGGAUUUUUUUUUGCCCUAAGGUGGCUGUGGGAUUAACUACUGUAAUAUAUAAAUAUGAACUGAGAGCAAAGUGUGAGUCAUAGAUUAUCAUAAUACUUGUAUAAUGUGUUCUACUCUGGACUGUGAACACUGGACUGUACAUAGCAAUGUAUGUUGACGUUUUGUAAAUGCAAGAAAGACACUGUUUGUGCAAUAUGUAAUUGGUCAGAUUUUAUCUUAGCUUAUAAAGUGAACAUGUGAACAUUGUGAGAAAAUAAAGAGCAAAGACGUGAACUGGCAACAUACAUGUAAAA
Molecule: messenger RNA, 3480 nt
Organism: Magallana angulata
Lineage: Eukaryota; Metazoa; Mollusca; Bivalvia; Ostreida; Ostreidae
Product: transmembrane protein 161B-like
Exons: 3
Coding region: 177-1673 (498 amino acids)
Source: RefSeq, a predicted model, not a curated record